CUCUCUCUCUCUCUCUAGUCUCCACCACCGUCAACACGUAUCAACAUGGCGGAACGAGUGUUGCGACGUCCGGAUGACUCACUGAGUUGCCACCGAGUCCCCUCUCAACGGCUGCCGGAAAAUUAAAGUAUCUGCUAACUUUUCAAAAAAAAAAUCUUUGUUCUUUCACACGGUUUCCGACGACCGCUCAGAAAAAACACGCAGCUUUUGAUCUGGUACGGAUUUCUCGGGAAGAAUUCCACUCAGGCUUCAGCCAGUAUAAGACAUAAUAAGCUUUAUUUCAAUGGCGAGCUCGCCCGGAGGCGGAAAAGAAGCUAUUCGGACUAAGAGAAAGAGAAACCUUCCCGGAAUGCCCGAUCCAGAUGCGGAAGUGAUAGCCCUGUCGCCGAAAUCGUUGAUGGAGACGAACAAAUACGUGUGCGACAUCUGCGGGAAGGGGUUCCAGAGGGACCAGAAUCUGCAGCUCCACCGGCGGGGCCACAACCUGCCGUGGAAGCUGAAGCAGCGGCCGGCCGGCAACGAGGUGAAGAAGAAAGUGUACAUCUGCCCGGAACCGAGCUGCGCCCACCAUGACCCAGCCCGAGCUCUCGGCGACCUCACCGGAAUCAAAAAACAUUUCUGCCGGAAGCACGGCGAGAAGAAAUUCAAGUGCGACAAGUGCAGCAAGUGCUACGCCGUUCUCUGCGAUUGGAAAGCCCACUCGAAGAUUUGCGGCACCCGAGAAUACCCUUGCGAUUGCGGGACUGUGUUUGCCAGGAGAGAUAGUUUCUUGACGCAUAGGGCGUUUUGUGAUGCGCUGGCGCAAGAGAGUGCCAGGUCUUCUCACUCUCACGGCGAGGUUUUGAAUUUGGGAAACCUAAAGCCGCUGCCGCCGCCGUCUUCUUCCAGCCCACCGCCGCAACCUCUGACGCCGUCAACUGCCGUCCUGUCUCCCGUCCUCUCCAUUCAGAGUUCAGAGUUGCCUGAAAACCAAAGUGGAUAUUCGCAUCCGAAAAAGGAACUUCCCCCGGUCUCCGGACGAGGGGGAGGUUCCUCAGCCAGUAGCGGUGGCGGUGGUGGUAACUUCCUCUGGAACGCUAGGGAUGGGUUUUUAAGGAUGCAGGAGACAGAGGAAAGCAACAAUAACAAUAAUAACAACCUUAACACCAAUGAGGGGGCAUUUCUCGGUUUAAUGGGACUGUCGAUGCCCCCCUCGUCCAUGCAUUCGCAGUCGUCGCCGGUGAUGAUGUCACUCUCUUUGUCGCCGACCCCUUGUUACCCCCCGGCCAACUCGGCAGCGUCUAUGUUUCUCUACGACGACACCCGGGCCCACCAUUUCACGCCGCCCCCGCCACCAGCCGCGCUGUCUGCAACCGCUUUGCUUCAGAAGGCGGCGGAGGUAGGGUCGAAAGCGUCCACCACAUUUCUCCAGGGCCUUGGAUUAACGAUGUCUUCAGUAGGAGGAGACUAUUCUUGUGAUCCAAUUCCAGAGAAGAAGCCGUUGACUCUGGAUUUUCUUGGACUGGGAGGGAACCAGACAUCGUCGUCCUCGGCGGACCAAUAUCCUGUGCUGCUGAGUUCUAUGAAUAAUGGGAGGGGGCGGCGGGAUCACUUCGGAAUUGAUGCUUCGUCGUCUUCGUUUACUGGGUUGUUGGGCGGCCAUUCUUGGGAUGACACUUCUGAUCAAAAGCCUGCAGCUGGGUUUCUUUAGGAGUUAAAAAAAAAGAGAUUCUGGGUAGGGAUAAUGUUUCACAGUUGAGCUUAAAUUUGCCUGCUGGAGAGCUUUGAUUGUUUUUUUUUGUUUUUUAAUUAUAAUUUCAGACAUGGACAUGCGUGUAUUUAAUUGAUUCUGUAAAUAUUUGUUCAUAGGAGGAGAGAGAUUCAUCAUUAUGAUUAAUUAAUGCAAAAUGUUCAG
This is a messenger RNA of Cuscuta campestris, 1894 nucleotides long. Lineage: Eukaryota; Viridiplantae; Streptophyta; Magnoliopsida; Solanales; Convolvulaceae. The record is from the annotation of a GenBank genome assembly.